Molecule: messenger RNA, 2964 nt
Organism: Malus domestica (apple)
Lineage: Eukaryota; Viridiplantae; Streptophyta; Magnoliopsida; Rosales; Rosaceae
Product: pentatricopeptide repeat-containing protein At1g08070, chloroplastic-like
Biological process (GO): RNA modification
Cellular component (GO): intracellular membrane-bounded organelle
Molecular function (GO): RNA binding; protein binding
Source: RefSeq, a predicted model, not a curated record
GCUAACAAAUUAGCCAAUUUAGGAUUUCUCUCGUCUUCAUUUGUUUGGCAUGCAGCUUUUCCUAUAUAGAUUCUUCCUUUACUGCAUUCAGAUUUAUUGGGUAUGCUGGUCUACCUGUUUGCCUCCCCUUUUUUAUGUGUGAUUAUUUUUUAUUUAAUCUUUUGAAUUUUUUGUUUUUGUUAUGCAACUUGUUUUGCAGGUUUUUACCUCUUAGGUUUUAUAUUAGAGGGCCUCUCUUUUUCUUGCAUUUUCUUUUUCAAAAUGGGUAAGGUGUAUGUCCUUAUUCUUUUCUUGUAUUUUUGUUUUUUGUGCUUUAUGAGAGGUAAUGUUUAUGUUCCUUGACUAUAUGUAACUCUUUUUCUUUCAUAUCAAUAAAUUUUUCUCAUACCGUCGUAGUUCUAAAAAAAGAGGGAAUGAAAUAUGUAACAAUGUCCAUAUAGCGUAUUUCUAGUGAGAAAUAAAAAUAUACUUCUCGAGCGAGUAGCCACAAUGCCAGGAAAAAAAUUGAGCUUACACAAAUCUUUGAUGCGGAUGCAGUUACGAAGAAAGGCUUUGAUUUCUGCUAUCUCCUUCAAAGGCUCAGAACUUCAGGUGUGGAAGCAAAACACUCUCGGGGGACUCAGAUUAUGCUUCUUCCACACUUGAAGCAAUUUCCAUUUCCUCAAAAGCUCGGAACUUGCUUCUGCUCAUCAUCUCACUCUGCUCUUCAUCUUCUCCACACACUCUCACCCAAUCCCUCCGCCGACUUAGCUGCUUCCCUACAGGGCCGUAUUUCACACCCUCGUCUCCUUCAAAUCCACGCUCAUGUCUUUCAGCUCGGCGCUCACCAGGACAACCUGAUCGCCACUCGCCUCAUCGGCCAUUACCCGUCUCACCUCGCUCUCCGAGUCUUUCGUCAGCUCCGAAAACCCAACAUUUUCUCUUUCAAUGCAAUCAUCAGGGUCUUGGCUGAAGAGGGUCUCUUCUCCCAUGCAUUUUCACUCUUCAAAUGCUUAAAACAGAUCUCUCUUUUGCCUAAUGAUUUCACCUUCUCGUUCCUUCUCAAGGCCUCUUUUCGCACCCAAAACCCUCGUUAUGUCAAACAGAUUCAAACCCAUGCUACGAAAAUGGGGUUUCUUUGCAAUGCAUUUGUUUGCAAUAGCCUGCUUGCCGUGUAUGCUCGCGGACUUAAAGAUUUGGCUUCUGCACGUCUGGUGUUUGAUGAAAUGCCUGAGACGGGUGAUGUUUACUGUUGGACAUCGUUGAUUGCGGGUUAUGCUCAGUCAGGCCAGAGUGAGGAAGUGUUGCGGCUUUUCUUAAUGAUGGUUAAUGAAAAUUUGCGGCCGGAAGAUGAUACAAUGGUUAGCGUCUUGUCAGCGUGUUCGAAUCUUGAGAUGGUUGCAGUUGAGAAAUGGGUUGAGAUCCUGUCCGACGUUAUCGAUAAUGUUGACACUAAGAAUUCUGGUUGCGACUCUGUCAACACUGUCCUUGUAUAUCUGUAUGGGAAAUGGGGAAAGGUUAAGAAAAGUAGGGAAAGAUUUGAUGAAAUUGGUGAUAAUGGAAAGCAAAGCGUGCUUGCUUGGAAUGCCAUGAUAGGUGCAUAUGUUCAGAAUGGUUGUCCUCUGGAGUCUCUGAGUCUUUUCCGCUUAAUGGUAGAAAAUCCCAGUUAUAGGCCUAACCAUGUUACAAUGGUUAACGUGCUUUCAGCUUGCGCGCAAAUUGGCGAUUUAGACCUUGGUUCAUGGGUUCACCAAUACCUGAACUCUAAAGGAAGCAAGGGUGUAAUUCGGUCAAACAGAAUUCUAGCCACAGCAUUGAUCGACAUGUAUUCAAAAUGCGGGAGUUUGCAGAGGGCAAAAGAAGUUUUUGAUCAGAUGCUCACAAAAGAUAUUGUUUCAUUCAAUGCCAUGAUCAUGGGUCUUGCGGUUAACAGUGAAGGAGAGGAGGCUUUGAGGCUAUUCCCUAAAAUCCAAGAGUUUGGUUUGCAACCCAAUGCGGGUACAUUCCUCGGUGCCUUAUGUGCAUGCAGCCACUCUGGUUUAUCGGAGAAAGGACGUCAAAUAUUUAAAGAUAUGACCUCCAGAUUUUCUGUUUAUCCGAAAUUAGAACAUUAUGCUUGCUACAUUGAUCUCCUGGCAAGAGUAGGCCUAGUUGAAGAAGCUUUGGAUGUUGUAAAUUCCAUGCCCUUUGAGCCUAAUAGUUUUGUGUGGGGUGCUCUGCUCGGCGGCUGCCUACUCCACUCUAGAGUAGAUUUGGCUCAAUAUGUUUCCAAUAGACUGGCUCAAGUGGAUCCUGAGAAUUCUGGAGGCUUUGUGAUGCUAGCUAAUACAUUGGCAUCUGAUCAUCGAUGGGGAGAUGUCUCUGGGUUGCGGCGGUUUAUGAGGGAGAAGGGGGUGGCCAAGCAGCCCGGCUGUAGUUGGAUCAGCAUCAAUGGUGUUGUGCAAGAAUUUGUUGUCGGGUGCCCUUCGCAUCCUCAAGUUGAGAUCAUAUAUAAUACUCUAGAUGGAUUGGUGAAGCAAAUGAAGAUAGCAAGUUUUUAGGGAGUUCACAAGCACCCAAGGAAAAUAAGGUUUCUGCAUUCGAAUAAACUCAUGCAAUGGACUUGUGACUCAAGUGAUUAAGAGCAUUUAUGCUUACUACUGCGGUUAUGUACUUGAUCCUUCCUCCCUCAACAUCAUUUAUUAAAAAAGGGAAAAAUAAUGAUCAAUGUGCCUCCUCUUCUGUAUCAUCUUGGUGUGUGUAUUUUACCUUGGUACACCACUACAUUGCAAUCCAACAAGCAGUCUCACAGACUUGAAAGAGAUCCUCCCCUUCUGAAGGAACUGCGCUUCCCAGGCCAACUUUGGUGUUCAGCAAUUUUUUUUUUCAUUUUUUUCCGCUAAUGAGAAUUUCGUGUUUUAUGAUGGAAAAUGAUUGUAUAGUGAAAGGCUUAACUACAUCUAAACCUGUUGAAACUCAAUUUAAGUCUCACUCAAUUCCUUGAAA